This is a messenger RNA of Tricharina praecox, 2109 nucleotides long. RefSeq lists its product as uncharacterized. Gene Ontology annotation, molecular function: glycosyltransferase activity. The coding region runs from base 1 to 2109 and encodes 702 amino acids. NCBI's taxonomy places the organism in Eukaryota, Fungi, Ascomycota, Pezizomycetes, Pezizales, Pyronemataceae. The transcript is spliced from 5 exons. The record is from RefSeq and is a predicted model, not a curated record.
AUGGCACCACACAUUCUUGAAGAACCCCACGGGUUCGACUCGCAGCCUUCCCAGGAGCGACGGCGCUCUCUGGUAGUUCGAGCGCCUUUGGACCAAUGGGCUGGAAUUUCUCUCGCUGACCUCUACGUCGGCGUCUCAAUCAAGACUGUGGACAGCGGAUGUGUAGAGAUAGGACUCUCCAUCCAUGAUGGUACCUACAGCAUCGACUUCUGUGUGCAGCGAGUAUGUCCUGGACGUGGGGAGACCAUCGGUACGGCGAUCAAGGAGUCGGUCCGCUCAAGCAUUGUUCACUACUCGGAGGAGCAUCACGGAAAGUUCGUCGGCGCGGGAAUCACCUCCGCGGUUCUAAAUGAGUGCGCCGACUUUCCGUCGUUCCUCUGGCAGGAGCUAGACAUCGUCGUGUUGGCGUUCGAUGUUGUUGAAACGAUGCCCGUGAGCAUCUUUCCCUAUAAAGACGACGAAACCGGUUUCGAUGACGCUCAGCAAGCCGCUAUGAUGGAGUUCGGCGUCGAUGAGCAGGCCGACUCUGCGGUCCGCAAGGCAAUCAUUUACUUCGGACCCCAGAACUUGCCCCCUCCGUCAAUCGGAUUCCGGAACAAGGUCGAGGUCGACACGGGUGGAAUGAUUCAUUUGGUGAGCAGCCUAGACGAGUACAAAGCUACCGUCAGCGACAAUACGUGGAAUACCGUUCUUCAUUAUGCAAACAUAAUGAAAAAGAAGAAGAUCAAGGUGGCCUUCUUCUCAGCGACACCUCAGGGCGGCGGUGUGGCUCUCAUGCGUCACGCUCUCAUUAGGUUCCUCAAGCUACUAGGAAUUCAUGCUUCUUGGUAUAUUCCUAAACCCAGUCCGACGGUCUUCAGAAUUACGAAAACGAACCACAACAUCCUCCAAGGAGUCGCUGCCCCAGAUGCACGAUUCACCCAAGAGAAGCAGGACAAGUACACGGAAUGGAUCACCUUCAAUGCCUACCGCUACUGGCUUUCUCGCGGCGGACCCCUGGCUGAGCACGGUGCCGACGUCGUAGUCAUAGACGAUCCCCAGAUGCCUGGCUUGAUUCCUCUGAUCCGUCAAACCCGUCCUGAAGUCAAGAUCAUCUACAGGUCGCACAUCGAGAUCAGAAGUGAUCUGAUCAACGUUGCCGGAAGCCCCCAGGAGGAGGUCUGGAAGUUCCUCUGGGAUCGGAUAAAGAUGGCGGACGUGUUCAUCAGUCACCCAGUCAAUAACUUUGUCCCGGCGGAUGUUCCCAAGGAGAUUCUGGCUCUGAUGCCGGCCGCUACGGAUUGGCUGGAUGGUUUGAACAAGCCCAUGCGACUGCCUGUCACGACCGAGGAAUGUAAGCUUCCCCCAUCUUCCUCUACCCGGGCCAAGCUAAAGUACCCGGCUCGUGAAUACAUCACCCAGAUCGCGCGUUUCGAUCCGAGCAAGGGCAUCGACACGGUCCUCGACUCUUACCUCAAGCUUCGCAAGCUCUAUGCUGACCAAAACCCCGUCCGGGUUCCCCCCCAACUUCUCAUCUGUGGCCACGGCGCAAUCGACGACCCCGACGCAUCGAUUGUCUUCGACGAAACCAUCCAACGUCUCGACCAGCCCGAGUUCGACGACAUCCGCGAUGACAUCAUCGUGAUCCGUCUGGGACCCUCGGACCAGCUCCUGGAUGCUCUCAUCACUUCGGCCAAGAUCGUCUUGCAGCUGUCGUCGCGCGAGGGAUUCGAGGUCAAGGUCUCCGAGGCGCUGCACAAGGGAAAGCCCGUGAUCGCUUGCCGUGCUGGUGGCAUCCCACUCCAGGUCCAGGACGGAAAGAACGGAUACCUGGUAAAGGUUGGCGAUUCGACCGCGGUGGCCGAAAAGGCGUUCGAACUCAUGAACGACAAAGUCAAGUAUCAGAAGAUGAGCGACUACGCCAAGAGUAGUGUCAGCGACGAGGUCGGAACCGUUGGUAACGCUGUUGCGUGGCUGUAUCUUGCCGCCAAGCUGGGCAGUGGCGAGAAGGUCCAAGGAGGCGAGGAGAGGUGGGUGGUCGACAUGGCGAGGAAGGAGGCGGGAAUCCCCUGGGAGGAGGGCGAGAAUAGACUGCCGAGAGGAGGUAUCAAGGUUACCACUACGGCUUAG